Messenger RNA from Ceratitis capitata (Mediterranean fruit fly), 1276 nucleotides. RefSeq lists its product as uncharacterized. The record is from RefSeq and is a predicted model, not a curated record. Gene Ontology annotation, cellular component: cytosol; nucleus. NCBI's taxonomy places the organism in Eukaryota, Metazoa, Arthropoda, Insecta, Diptera, Tephritidae. Gene Ontology annotation, biological process: NAD-cap decapping; nuclear-transcribed mRNA catabolic process. The transcript has 4 exons. Gene Ontology annotation, molecular function: mRNA 5'-diphosphatase activity. Bases 78 to 1139 code for a protein of 353 amino acids.
UUCCCGGAAAUAAAUUUAAAAUACGGCACUUUAAGCGUUUAAAAGUGAGAAAUUAUUUAAGAAAUUGAAUUAUAAAAAUGGUUAAAACAAAAUUCCUUUAUACAAUAAAUAAGACUGAAUUGGAAGAGGCAACCGAAAUCAUCUCGUUAGAACGCAUAAAUAUAAUAAAGUUCUGGCAAAUAAUUGAUGAUCAAUUAAAACCACCACAAUCGCUAUUGUAUUUCAAGCAGCCGAAACUCGAGGCAUAUCCUUUGGUAUUGAAUGUCAAGGUAUAUAUUAACACACAAGGAAUAGCGCAAACUGACUGCAUGGCGAUGUUAGAGAAGUUCAUCAUAGAAGAGAACCUCUACAAUGCGUAUAAAUCUCAUGGCAAUGGAAGGCGUAUAAAAAUAUUCACGCGUCGUCAUGUCCUAACACGCAUACUAACAGCGCCGUUUUUUAUAACUGAUUUGCCAAUAAUUGUAACCAAACAUAAAAAUUUCAUAUUUAUGGCAACAUUUCAAGACUCGGGCGAAACUACCACAAAUGGCAGACAUCAUUAUAAAUUCGCACAAUAUUGUGAAACGAUUUCUCCUGCAGCCGAACCAAACAUUAACGAAGCUGUGCAUGAUAAUAAAAGAGGUUUCUGUGUUUACAGUGCAACAUAUGGACAUCUAGAUAUGUUUUAUACCGGUCAAGCAUACCCUGUUGCCAGUGAAGAAAAUAUUGAAAACUUCGCCGAUCUGGAGUCAUUGAAUAAAUGCACCUUUGUGUCAACAAAUAUUAUGCAUGAGAGUAAGUUUGAUUUUUGGCAAAACACAGUCACAGCGUUUCAAUGGUGGGUCAAGGCAUACGUUUGCAAUGCAAAGCAAAUAUUUGUUGGCUUUAAAAACACUGAAGGUGUAGUGUGUAAACCUGGUUUAUUAAAGGACAUAGAUUAUUUGGAAACGCAACAAUCUAGUCGCAUACACGUUGGCAAGACUUUUAUGUUUAAGUUUCUAAAUUUAAUCAUGGAGACUACGAAAAAUUACGACUGCCCUGAUACCAUUAUAAAAUAUCAUUUCGAUAGGGCUGGUAACAUAACAUAUAGUGUACAUAAUAGCGAAGAAUUUAGCAUGUUUAGCGCUGACUUUCUUGAUUAUAUGCGAAGUCAUAAUUAAUGUUUAAUUGCUGUCGAAAUUUAAUGCUUGCUUUAAUCACUAAUUUUUUUUUUAAUUCGUUUUAAUUAUUUAAUUUUUUUUGUCAUUAUAUGAAUUUUGUUACGUUUUUAUGUAUGUUUUUGAAGAAGUUUAAUUUA